Messenger RNA from Nanorana parkeri, 592 nucleotides. RefSeq names its product myosin light chain 7 (gene MYL7). Gene Ontology annotation, cellular component: cytoplasm; myofibril. The coding region runs from base 8 to 535 and encodes 175 amino acids. NCBI's taxonomy places the organism in Eukaryota, Metazoa, Chordata, Amphibia, Anura, Dicroglossidae. Gene Ontology annotation, biological process: cardiac muscle tissue development; heart contraction. Gene Ontology annotation, molecular function: calcium ion binding. The record is from RefSeq and is a predicted model, not a curated record. The transcript is spliced from 7 exons.
AACAGAGAUGGCCAGCAGAAAAGCAGUGACCCGUGGUAAAGCCGCAGCAAAACGUGCCCAACGAGGUUCUUCCAAUGUCUUCUCAAUGUUUGAGCAAUCACAGAUCCAAGAAUUUAAAGAGGCCUUCAGUUGCAUAGACCAAAACCGUGACGGCAUAAUAAGCAAGUCUGACCUUAAAGAGACUUAUAUGCAGCUGGGAAAGAUGACUGUGAAUGAGGAUGAGUUGGAUGAAAUGCUGAAGGAAGGAAAAGGACCCAUCAACUUUACUGUAUUUCUGACUUUAUUUGGAGAGAAGCUCAAUGGAACGGACCCAGAAGACUCUAUACUCGGUGCGUUCAAACUUCUAGACCCCAAUGGAACUGGAAACAUCCAUAAGGAUGAGUUUAAACACUUCCUGAUGACACAAGCGGAUAAGUUUACAGCAGAUGAGGUAGAACAGAUGUUUGCCGUGACCCCCAUUGAUGUGGCUGGGAAUAUCGACUACAAGUCACUGUGUUACAUCAUCACACAUGGAGACGAGAAGGAGGAAUCCUGAACGUCCCCUAAAUAUGAUUGGGCAAUUUUAUCCUCAAUAAAAUGUUUAUUUUCUACA